Molecule: messenger RNA, 483 nt
Organism: Monoraphidium neglectum
Lineage: Eukaryota; Viridiplantae; Chlorophyta; Chlorophyceae; Sphaeropleales; Selenastraceae
Exons: 4
Coding region: 1-483 (160 amino acids)
Source: RefSeq, a predicted model, not a curated record
AUGGCACUCCCAAAGCCUGUUGAGCUGCCGCUGAAAGAGGACGGCACUCGCAUGUCAUACGAGGAGCUUCUUGACAGCACCGCCGCCACUCGCAAAACCCUGCAGCUGCAGGCCGCCGUCAACCUGACCAACAUUAGCGGGGACGAGCGCGCCGCGCGCGGGCGCGCAGGGAAGGCCCUGCUCGUCGUCGCAGCUGCCGCGGCCGCUGCCGCGGCCGCCCUGCACCUAGGCCCUGGCGCGCGGGCGGCUGCGCUCGGGGUGCCGUUUUGGCUGGGCUACAGCCUCAUAGAGUCCAGCCGCCAGGGCAUCUGCUCCAUCGCCCAGGCCGGCGCGUGGGACGUGGACGGCUGCGGCCUGCAGUACAUCGAGGACGCGUCGCUCGCCUCCAAGAUCCGCGCCAAGGUCAACAACAUGUACAUUCAGAGCGUCGUGGUGGCAGGCACCAUGGCGGGCGCCUUUGCGCUGCUCCCGCUGCCGCAGUAG